GGAGUCGCGAUGGGCAACACGGUGCACAGGACCUUGCCAGACCCCAGCCCUCCGGCGCGCAUGCUGGCCACCCGGCCGUGCUGUGGCCCCGGCCCCGAGCGGCGCGCCGUCCUGGGCGAGGCACCGCGCUUCCACGCGCAGGCCAAGGGCAAGAACGUGCGGCUGGACGGUCACUCGCGACGGGCUACACGGCGCAACAGCUUCUGCAACGGCGUCACCUUCACGCAGCGGCCCAUCCGGCUGUACGAGCAGGUGCGGCUGCGCCUGGUGGCCGUGCGCCCAGGCUGGAGCGGUGCGCUGCGCUUCGGCUUCACGGCGCACGACCCGUCGCUCAUGAGCGUGCAGGACAUCCCCAAGUACGCCUGCCCAGACCUGGUCACGCGGCCCGGCUACUGGGCCAAGGCGCUGCCCGAGAACCUGGCGCUGCGCGACACCGUGCUGGCCUACUGGGCCGACCGCCACGGCCGCGUCUUCUACAGCGUCAACGACGGCGAGCCCGUGCUAUUCCACUGCGGUGUGGCCGUGGGCGGCCCGCUCUGGGCGCUCAUCGACGUUUACGGCAUCACCGACGAGGUGCAGCUGCUCGGUACCCUGCAGUCCAGCCCUGCCACCAUGACGCCCUCAGGGUCCUUCAGCGGCUCCCAGGAUGACAGUGAUUCAGACGUGACCUUCAGUGUCAACCAGUCAUCCUCAUCAGAGUCGUCCCUGGUGACCGCCCCCAGCUCCCCACUGAGUCCCCCGGUGUCCCCAGGGCUCUCCCCGCCCGAGCCAGCAGGCAGCAGGAACGGCGAGUGCACCGUGUGCUUCGAUGGCGAGGUGGACACGGUCAUCUACACGUGCGGACACAUGUGCCUGUGCCAUGGCUGUGGCCUGCGGCUCAAGAGGCAGCCCCGGGCCUGCUGCCCCAUCUGCCGGAGGCCCAUCAAAGACGUCAUCAAGAUCUACAGGCCGUAGUGGCCAGUGAGCCCUGGCCAGAGCAGUCACCAUCCUGCAGCCCCACUGGGCUGGGCAGCCACCUGGGCCACCGAGGAGUCUGAGGGCAGGAGCCCUCCCUCACCUGCACUCCCCAGUGGUGGGCAGGAUGCAGAGUCCUGGGGUCCGAGCCCAGCUUCUAGCUCAGAAGGUCUUUGCCCCCAAAGGCCGUCCAAGAGCAAGCUCAGGAACUGCCUGGCAGGUCCCCAGUCCCCCGGACCUUUCAGCUGGGACACGCGCCCUCUGACUGUGCAGUGCUUCUUUCUGGGGGUGGACGGAUGGCUGUGAGAGAAAAGGGGGGGAUGGGAGCAGGCUGUGUCCUGGGCAGGGCUGGCUGGGGUGCUUAUUUAACGCUAAGGGAUGUGCAAUCUGGAGCUCAGAUUUUAGCAAGGCUGACACCUUCCGCUCUCUGGGGAUGUGACGCAGCCACCUUUGAAUGUAAGAGGCCUGAACAGAGAACUGCAAGGACGGGCUGAGGAGAGAGCCGUUUGCCUGGGAGGCAAAAAUAACUCAUUGUUUACAGCAGAAGCCGGAGCAGCUCCUCCGCUGGUGGGUGGCGUUCCCAGGGCUCCUCUUGGAGGCACAUCUGGGGGGUUGCAGCAGGGUGCUCGGGAUGUGGCAUCCUCUCACGCUGGCACCUGACUCCCUGGCAAGAUGUUUCGGCCUUUCGAGGGCCCUCCCUUCUCCAGGGAGACAGGGCGGCUCUGUGUGGGAGGGGAGGGGAGAGGAGGGCCUCUGAGGUGGGCCACUCACUUGGCCUUGGAAAUGUCACCCUCCAUAUUCCCUGGGCUGACGUUUACGGGGCCGUGGGCAUUCCCAGGGGGCAGGAGCAGGAGGAACCAGGGCUUUGUGGCCGGUGCUUGUCUCGAUUUCCAGCUGAUCUUCUCCUGUGCUGGUUGCCAGGUGUCGAGGGCCAUGUCCACUAAUAACAGAGACAUCAGCUGGAAUCCCAGGCUCUGGGACCCCCCACCCUUAGGCCAGCCUGCUGGAAGUUCCUGGGGCCCUGGCCCUGCCCACCCCUCGCCCAGGCCCAGCUCUGUCGACACCCAGACCUCACUGGGGCCCAGGGAUGGCUCAGGCCACCCCUGUCUUCUUGUCCCUGGGCCACUCUGCUCGGGCCCUGUUUCUGUGUCCCUAACUGGAAGUGCAGCGCUGGACACUCUAGGGAAGCCUGCACAGGUUCUAGAAAGCUGAGACCCUUGCAAUGAGCAGUGUGUGUUUUUCUCUCAACUCCUGAUCUGUUCUGGACGUGCCAAGAGAGGGGAGGAGAGAACUGUGCAGGGAGCUUGUGAGCUCACGAAGCCGCAGUUCCCGGGAGCCGGGCGGGCCAGCGCGGGAGGUCAGGUUCCCCAAGACCAGUCCAUGGCCUGGGUGCUCGAGGUCUGGGUCAACUGCUGUCUCCGGGUGGGCGUGGCCGUGGGUUUCUGACCUGACCCCGCCCCCCUCCCAGCCAGGCCUCGGGUGCUGGCUCUGCCUGGUGAGUCGCGCCCACAUCUGGAUUCGGCAGCAGCAUCUCUGACAGCUCUGGAAGCCCAGGGAAGCCCUGGUAAGAGUUUGAGGAUCCAGGCAGCCCUGGGGCCCCGGCCCAUGGCAUGGCAGGCAUCUUGUGCUUCCCCUGUGCUGGGAGUGGGCCGAGCCUUGCGCAGGCCCUGUGGUCUCGUCACCAGGGACAGUGCUCUGCAGGCAUCGUCCCCCUGACCAGAUUUGAGACUCAGUCACAUACCCCAGUGGUCUGAGAAGCUGGGGGACCAGCCCUUGCCCUUCCCCGCUGCCCCCUGGCGUCCUAGCAGGGGUCACAUACACCUGCCACCAGGAACCCAGUGACAGGGAGCCUGGGCCCCAGGAUGGGCCAGGUGUUCUCCCGGUGACCUGUUACCUGGGAGGAAGUGAGGUGGCCUGCUGAACCUGCUCUGCAGCCACUAUAAAUAGCCUCCGUUUCCAAGGGCAGCAGAGGGUGUUCACGCUCUGGGAGGCAGACGCUUCCGGCUGUGCGCUAGAGGGCUGGCUCUGGUGCUUCCAAGGGACACACGUGGCCCCCGCCGGGGUGUCUUGGGAAGGGGACGGGAGGAAGAAGAACCACUUUUCUUUAUUCACACCCACUAUGUGCCUUGGCACUGGGCCAGAGAAGCACCUGCACGUGGUCACCCUGGGAAACAUGAGCCCUGUGGUGUCACAUCUGAGCCCCUGGUGGGCGCGCCACUAAGAAAACACUGCCAAUCUUCACGCAAGGUGCUGUGAACGCACAGCCCACUCCUGCCCGUCCAGCAGGCCUGGGGAAGUGUGCAGGGGGCCAUGGUCCUGCGUCCCUGCCUGGCAGGUGAGAACUGGCGUCCCAGGGAAAGGGCCCACAUGACAGAGGGGGCAGGGCUGGGCUUCUGGCCCAGGAGUGUCCUGGACACCGUCAGCAUAGGCUGGGCACCGGCAGCCCCUCUGUGCCCAUGCCCAGAAGGAACCCAUGACCUCUCCUCAGGCUCCUGUGCUCACCGCCUGCCCCCUCCCAGGGGGACUGAGCUACCCAGGCGGUGGCUCCAGCCCUAGGUCUUGGGUUACCUGGAUGCCCCAGGGGGCAACUCUGGGAGAGGCCCAGGGCGGGGCCUUGUCCCAUCAGCUUCCUGGGCUGUGUGACCCCAUCCUAGCUGCCCCAGCCUCCUGUUCUCCAGGCUCACCCCUGUGUGCCCUUCCAGACUGCAGCAUCCAGGGUUCUGGGGGCAGCGGGGGAGGCCAGCAGACGCCUGUUUGUUGUGACCUUGCCCCUGCCUGCUUGGAGCUCCUGCACAGCUGGGCUGCUCCUGAGCAAAGCAGCCCCCUAUUCUCCAGUGCAUCCUGGAGGGGAUUCCUGGGCCUCAGCCACUAGGGGUGUCUGCUCCCUGUGCCAGCCACCACCCAGCUCCCAGCAUUCCACCCCGCUCCCCAGCACAGGCUGUUGUGGACGUGGGGCUGAGAACUGGGACCAGAGAGAGGCUGUAAGGAGCUCUGGAGGAGGACGGGCCAGAGCCCAGCUUGUGUUCAGUGGCUCUGGUGUUGGGUCCUCUGCUGGCUGUACUAGGUGCUCACCGAAGGGUGCAGAACGGGCAGAAGCCUGGUGACGAGGGUCCCUCAGCUCGUGCUCACAUAGUCACUCAGCAAACGUCUGCCGAGUGCUCACAGAUGUGAGAUGCAGGGUGCUGGGGGAACGGGGCAGGGGAGGUGCCCACCUGACACCGGAGUGGAGCCCAGGGCAAUGAGGCCUUAGGGAACCCCUGGGCUUUCUUGGCCGUCCUGCUGCCUCAGGUCCACUUAAGGGAACCCCCAGCAAUCCCCUUGGAGCAGAGCUGCCUCGUUAGAAAUAUGGGGCACCUGUGGUCAUUGAGCUGCCGCCAAAAUGGCCUUAGGCAGAGCCCCAAAGGCCCCACCCGCCAAUGGCCACCUUGAGGUCCUGCCAGGGAGACCUGGGAGCUGCUCACUGCUGCUUUCUGGCCCCAGAAACCGUCCCACGUCCCAAGGCCCCGGAGAACCCUGAGUAGGUCAUUCCAGACGAGAAUUGGGUUGUGCGAGGCUGUGGUGAGGGAGCGGCACUGACCCCCCCACUGCCCAGCCCUGUCCCAGCUCUGGCCUGGGGUUUCCGGCUCAGGAACACACGACCUCUCGGCAUUUCUUGGAAGUUGUCUCCCUGUCUCCUCCAAGUCCCUGACAACAUGACUCGUGCAACAAUCUGUCUGUGCCUUAUGAAAGUGUCUGUGCACUUUUGAUCCUUUUCUAAAGCAACUUUUAACAGUGGACGGGGGCCCAGCAGACAUGACAGGGUCCAGAAACCUGGGUUUGGUCACCAAGACCCGUUUAUGUGGUCUUUGAUAGCAGAGGGAGAGCGCCUCCACCCGCCCACUCCCCAACCUGUGUACAGACCUUUUUAAGCGUCUCUGUCUCUAUCUGAUUCAAUACUGUGACCUCUCCAUACGGUCUACACUUUGGGGAACUGAAAUAAAGUUUUAAAACUUGGGGGAGUGGGUUGGGAAGGGUUUGCACUGGUCUUUGUGUUUUUGUGUGUUGUGUGUUCUGAUUUUUGUGUGUUUUUAUGUUUUAUAUUAACAUAAUUUUCUUGUUUGAAAAACAAAUACAACUUUGGCUUAAGAAAAAAAAAAGUG
Molecule: messenger RNA, 5093 nt
Organism: Ictidomys tridecemlineatus (thirteen-lined ground squirrel)
Lineage: Eukaryota; Metazoa; Chordata; Mammalia; Rodentia; Sciuridae
Source: RefSeq, a predicted model, not a curated record